ACGAGACGCACACGGACGGCUAGGCGGAAGUGAAACCUAACGAAGGUGGGGCUGCGUUACGCUGUGAAAAAAUACUGGACUGGAUUAAAAGUUGGAUCUGACUUUAGAAAUUAGUUUAUUUCCUUAUUCACGUGUUUAUGUGGUUUCUGACUGUGAUUUGAGUCGGAGUUGGCGGUAACGUGUCGAUAGCCUCCUAGUUCUGAAAGUGCCUGGUUCUGUGUAGAGUAAUAGGCCAUGUGAAAAUAUGUUUUGUAUUUUAAAAUGUAACGUAAAUAAUUAAUGUGUGGAUCAACAUAAAAGAGUGGAAUCCUAGAGAUCGAUGUGUGUUCAUAACAUGCUUAGUUAGCUCAAGUAUAGCGUGACGUCAUAUUCGUUACUGACCACGUGAUAUUAGUUACCUGCAAAGUGACCACGUCACAGUAGUCACCUACAGGUCUGUCAGGCUAUAGCAGGUACCUGCAGGAAUAUCACGCUAAGGCAGGUACUGCUGGGAGAUCACGUGACUAGAUCACAAUGGAUAAGGUGCACUGGAUAUAUCGCGCCUUUAGAUUUUGAUCAGGAUGUGGUUGAGCUGGACACGGCACUAUGGAUGACAUACGGACAGAGGUGGUCAAUGGCAAGUACACGGACGAGGAGAACAGUGACGCCUUCUCGGAGUUCCAGGGGACGGUCAUAUGGCCCAGACGAUCACUCUUGUAUCGAACAGCAUUUAUCGCCCUUGUGCCGCUGUUCGCUGUUUUUCUACUGGGAUUCAGCAGCCCGUUUUGGAUGAAAAAACACCAGGUGGAGAAAUACAGAGGACACUACAACCUGUUCGACAAGGUGGAUGUUAGUAUAGGACUGUGGCGGGUGUGUGAGGGGAAGGACUUCUUCGAUAUCAAGGACUGUACGAGUCUGCCCAACAUUACCUCAUACGAGAUGGCGUGCCAGUCGAUGAUGUGUCUAUCCCUCAUCUUCACCCUCUUCUCGCUCAUCUUUGGCUUCUACGAGAACUGCGCCACCAUGUACGAGAUUGAGGACGGGAGCGAGAGCAAGACAAAAUGGCCGGAGAUGAACGCCAUAGCUGCAGGUAUCUUCGGUAUGAUCGGUGUGGGCAUGUACGGUGCCAUCAUCAUAGAGCUGGCUAAAGGGGGCGAUGGAGCCGUCCACUGGGCCUUUCCCGUGACAACCAUAUCCGCCACGGGUUUCAUCGUCUGCGGCAUCCUCAUGGCCAUAGCCAACCCGAUCCAUGCGCCCCGGCAGAACUACCCCGGCCAGAUCAUGAGCCUCUCCCGUCAGAGCUCCCUCCGUGUCCGUGAGCCCAGCGUUCAGGACCGUCUGGUGUCCACCAGCGAGACGGCGGGGCAGUACUCGGGCGCCCCGGCCCCCUCCACCCUGUACGGCGUGAUGGGGGGCGGCAAGGAGUCGCGCGACGCCCCGUUCCUGCAGCGCAGCGACUCUUGCCUGAGCUCACACAUGUCCUCCCCCGACCUGUUCCUCGCCUCCACCAACGCCGAGAGCAACCACUACGGCGGCCACCGCAGUACUCACGUCGUGGAGACGCACGACUGCUACUCCAGGACCUAUGACGUCAGCAGGAGGAGCAACGUCAAGCUGCAGAACAAGGCGGCACAGCGCCGCUCGUGGCACUUCGACGACCGCAGCGGGGCCUACGUUGUAAGUGACCUUAUCAACAGACCGUGUGACGUCACGCCGUCUGGCGACAAGCGUGACGUCAUCAAACCGCCCGUGCCUCCGCGACGUGACAAGAACACGUCACCGUCACACCCCCUCCCCUCCCGCCCGUCCAAGAGCAAAGCAUUAAACUCGAUACCCGACGAGUCGAACGACCUGAUGGUGCUAGACGACCCGGUCGUGAUAGCCCCAGUCAGCCCCGGCCGGAACCUGAACCAGGAUAAGAGCGACGAACAGACGUCAUCGUCUAGCCGGAACACAAACCCUUUCAUCGACGACCCGCCAUCGUCGUCGUCGUUAUCGGGGUCAGCCUCCCACCCCCGCCCCAGUCUACAACACAGCUCCGUCAGCACCGAGUCUUGGGAGAGCCAGCCCUGGCCCGACCCCCCCACCGAGAUGGAGAUCCUCGGGAACACGUCGCCCUCCUGCACCACCGAGACGUCCUCGGUCUCCAACACCCCCCAGCCCGUCACGCCCCAGCCCAUCACCCCCCAGCCCAACACCGUCCCCGAGAGCCUCCAAUACCAGCCCCAAAACUACGCUAGCCUCUCACGAAAACAAACCCAGGAAGACAAAAAAAGCCCGUUUAUCAAAUCCGACACCUCGGAAUCGCAUUGUGACUCCAAUUCCGUCAGAUCAAAACAAGGGGAGCGAACUCACAGAUCAGGCGACACAACUCCUGCUAAACAUAAACAAGGGGAGCGCAUCUACCGGCCGUCUAGUAACGGGAGCACCAAGUCCCGACAGGAGUCUCACGUGCCGGUGUUACAAGAGUACGACAACCCCUUGUUUAAAUCCCAGACACCGGAAGACCGGCGAGGGCUGGCGUUCGAGCAGGAAUUCGACCUCAAGAUCUGCGACUCGACCUCCUUCAUCCACCCCUCCCCCACCCCGCCGCCUUCAUACUUCUCCAUUGUGGACGCGGUGCAGGCCGAGCCGACCUCGUACCGACGCCACAGUAGCCACUACAGCUACAGCCCCAAGCUCGACCCCAGGGGCUCGCCCCACACCGUACCCAGACCCGCCUCUCUAGAAAACGGCAAAGACCCACCGCCGGCGUACACCCGCCACCCUAAAGGAAACAAGGGCGACAACUCCAAGAAACAAGCCACGCCCCGAGAUAAGGGUAAACAUCAACAAAAUGGCGGCGUGAGGUCACGACCCCGGCAGGUCAAGCGUGAACACAACCAGCGGCGUAACGCCCAACAGGAGGGGCCGCAGCCCCCCUCGCCACACGCCGGCAGCUACGGUUCCAGCCCCGACCUGACGACACGUUCACCAAAGCCUGGACGUCGCAUGACCUCUAGCACAGGCCUGGCUAAUGGAAACGUCUAUGUCCAGGAGGACUGUAAUAGAAACAUGGCGCCCCGGACCCCGCCCCCUCCCGACUGUCGCCCCAGCUCCUACGGGUAUGACUGCAACAGACAAUCGCCUUACUUCAUUCGGCCAACCAAUCAGUUUCCUCAUUGGGGCGACUCUGACCUCUGACCUCUACACGUGAGCAAGCAAUGACUGUUCCCACAGUGGACCUUCAUGAGGACCUAACGCGAAAUUUGACCAGUCCACAGUGGACCUUCGUGUGGACCUAGUGCGCCUUUUGACCUGCUCAUGUUAACAAUAGCCACAGGGACUCCUGGCCAACCCUGGCGUAGUUAGAGGUCUGUAGCAACCAUGUGACGUCACAGACCCCGUGACGUCACGCACCGUGUGACGACACAGAACCUGCGAGCCUGUAUCAUAGCAACGACGCCUGUUAGUUGAAUGUUACUACUAACCAUGUUGAUAUUUGAAUAACCUGCUUCUCUCGCUGAUCAUAACCCUCUGCUGUAGCGCCCAAUGUACUCCGUCUGUUUCUCCUCUUGUCUGCUUAUACUGCCUUUUACUGCCAAGUGUCAUCUCUGCCAAGUGUCACCUGUCACACUGACAUGUUCAAUAAUUAGAGCUAGUCGCCUGUAAUUAACCCAUUUACAAAACUCAUGAGUCACAAUUUUUUACUUUAUACAGAUGAUUAUGUAGCAUAUUUUACUGUAGACGGAUGAUCAUGUCACAUAUUUUUACUUUAUACAGAUGAUUAAGUAACAUAUUUUACUGUAGGCAAACGUUUAUGCGACAUAUUUUUUACUGCCAUGUAGUAUUGGUAGUGCUUUAUAAACCAAGGAUGGUAACUCUGUGAUGUAUUUGUAAACAAUGACAUGUAGAACUGACACAAGCCAUCACAAGUCGCAGUAGAUAACCUUUAGCCUUUAGCAUUGAGUAUCUGUCUACUUUGUAUUUAGUCAUUGGAUAUGUACAGUUUCUCACACACUUCCCUGCUUCACACAUCCCUGUGUAAUUUGACAUCAGCUCCCCAUUUUUCCCAAGCCAACUACACUCCGAUAAAGCUGUGACAGCCGGAAGUCUUGACAGCCCCUCCCACCGACUAGACCAACUUUAUUUGACCCUACCCAGCCAAUGGGUGUCAUCUCAUGCACCGAGUGAACCAGGAAGACGAGGUCACAAUGACAUGAUUACGUCAGCACAUCAUUUAUUUACCUAGAGGUGUUCAACUCUUA
Messenger RNA from Physella acuta, 4226 nucleotides. RefSeq lists its product as uncharacterized. Lineage: Eukaryota; Metazoa; Mollusca; Gastropoda; Physidae. The record is from RefSeq and is a predicted model, not a curated record. Gene Ontology annotation, cellular component: plasma membrane.